This is a messenger RNA of Colletotrichum phormii, 1418 nucleotides long. RefSeq names its product LicD family-domain-containing protein. The record is from RefSeq and is a predicted model, not a curated record. Lineage: Eukaryota; Fungi; Ascomycota; Sordariomycetes; Glomerellales; Glomerellaceae. The transcript has 3 exons. Bases 420 to 1238 code for a protein of 272 amino acids.
CCCCCUCGCCUUUCAAGGUGUUUCUUAUGUGAGAGAAGUGACUGGACUGCAUCUGUCGAGCUUGCUUUAUCAAAGUUUUCCUUGGCUUGAACAUCGCUCUCAAAGAAGUCCAAACGGUUCUUACUAAUUACCUCUUGCCGACUUACGAUAACUCGCCGCAUACUCAUACUGCAGGAACUGGGGGAAGAAGGAACCAAGCGCUCUUGCUCCCUGUUCAACCUGCCUGCUUACCGCCGCACCGCAACCUUUCGAUGACGUUUUGCCCAGACGAGCAGGAAGAGAGAAGGGAUUAAACAACCGCAACUUCCAGAGAUUCGAAAAAUCAUAAUUUCUCAAAUUCUACACAAAGCCGAACUCAUACAACUUUUGAGCUUCAAAAGUCGAUAUCAGCCGUAUCAAACGGGGGAAAAUCAGCCAAGAUGCAAAUCGGACGCCUCCUUUCGACGAUCGUCGUUGGUCUCACCGUCGCGCAAGCCACACCAAUCCAAGACAAGACUUCAGCCUCAACCUCAACCACCGAAGUAGAAGAGCUCAAGGAGUCGCGGGGCAAGGCUCCCAAGUACUUUCAAGAAGCAGACUUCUCAAUCCACUACGACGCCCGCUUCGCCACAAAACCCCUCAACACAACAGCCCAGCGCGAAGCAGUCCAGGUCCUCAUCCAAACCUACCUCUCCACCCUCCGCGACCUCGGCAUCCAGACCUGGCUCAUGCACGGCUCCCUCCUCGGCUGGUGGUGGAACAAGCAGACGCUCCCCUGGGACGCCGACGCCGACGUGCAAGUCACCGAGAACGGCAUCAACUUCCUCGCCGCCUACUACAACAUGACCACCUGGUACUACAAGUACCCGUCCGUCCCGGAAGGCCGCUUCUUCCAGCUCGAGGUGAACCCCAAUUACAUCCGCCGCGGACAGGACAGCUUUGACGAGAACAACGUCAUUGAUGCCCGCUGGAUCGAUAUGGAGAAUGGGCUGUUUAUCGAUAUCACUGCCGUUCGCUAUGUUGAGGAUCAUCCUGAGGGUGAUGGCGUGUUGGCGACUAAGAAUGGCCACGAGUUCCGUGAUACGUCCCUGUAUCCUUUGCUUGAUACCACUUUUGAGGGUGUCAAGGCCAAGAUCCCCUACAAGUACAAGGAGAUGCUCAUCUCCGAGUAUGGAGAGAAGGCCUUGACGAAUCAGGAAUUCAAGAACCAUAAGUUUGUUGACAGCAAGAUGGAAUGGGUUCCCACUGAUGAACUCUGAGUCAUGAGGCAUAGGUAGUUGUACGGUUUUCACGGAUAGGUGUAUGGGCUCAGGCGUUUGUGCCAAACUUUCGGACAAGGUGUCCGCCAAUAAAACGUAACGGUCUUCAUUUGUGGCGUUAGGGAAUACCCAAAGCUCUGUUUCCAACAAGAAAAAUGCCAAUUUUCGCUCCAAGUCAAA